UGGCGAUGGGCACAUAAACUUAGGGCUUGGGAAGAGCCUGGAAUCUUCUUUGGCUAUGGCGAUGACGAGCUCGUCAAGCAAGAAGACGACGAAGAAGCAGCUCGUCGGAGACGCGCCAUGGCGGUCGCGCCCCGGUGAGCCUCCGCUGCCUCGAAUUUCUCCUCCAAGCGCGAUCAUCGUCAGCAAAAGCAGGAAUUUCGACUACGCCCUCAGCAUCAUGAAGCAUCCGGAUCCAAUUGGCAUGGGAUUGGCAGAGGAGGCUAUGGUGGAAGCAGCAGGCCCGGAUUGCAUCAUCCCUGGCCUCGUCAAACCUGUUAAAGUUCUUGGAAUCCAGGUGUGAUGUUUCUAGUGUGGCCGAUCGAUGUGAAGCCUCCCACAGUCAAUACCAAAGCGUUGCAACCGGUUUUCCGCGAGCUCAAAUCUCUGAGCAAGUUGCUGGAGAAAGCAGUGGAUUUGUCACAAGCACCAUUUCAAGCACGGUAGCUGUGUGUAACAGUAAGGAAAUCCACUCCAGAUAUACGAUAACAAUCACACGAAUUUUUUUUCUCUCGCGAUCCUUCUCGUGUUCCUUCAUACUUUGCUAAGUCGGUGUUACACGGGUACUGGCAGUAUUGCUUCCUCUGACUUUGAUGCAUCCGGUGGUACACACGGAUUUGAUCGACGCUUUUAAAAAGUUUUGGAUUCGUGGCCACGAGCUCGAGCUUCUUCCUCAAUGGAAAGCGCGGCCUCUCAGUUUGCGGGACUCUUCCAGUCGGGGAUAAGUGAUGCUACAGCAGGUUCUCCAGCAUUGCCUCCGAGAGAUUUUCUCAAGCUCGAUGAUGGUGUGGUGGAAUCUCUCUCCGACAACAGCUUGAGCUGGAUGGCACGCAUGGAAUCGGAUGGACAGUCGUGGUGGGCAUGGGCAGAUGGAAGUGGUGGUGAUAAUGAAUCAGGAAUCAGCAAAAGGAACAGGAUCACAAAGCGCUCCAGACCCUCUUGGACGUCGGAUUCAGGGGCUUCCAGCAGGCGUCAAAUGCAACAAGAAAGCUUCGACUCUUCUCUCCCGCGAGCUUCUACUUCCUCUUCUUCUUCAGCUACCGGUCGUCGAGAUUUGAAGCAGCUAGUAGAUAGAUUGGACUACACAGACCAAGUCAGCGGUGACGAAUACGCAGCACUGCUCAAGAAGUGUGGGAGUCUCAGAGCUUUGGACGAGGGGAGGCGAGUCCACGCUCACAUUCUCCUCAGCAACCGGUCCAACGAGAGGUUUAUUGCGAACUUGCUGGUGGAGAUGUAUGGGAAGUGUGGCAGCUUGGAAAAUGCGAGGGCCGUGUUUGAUGGGAUCUCCAGGAAGAACCUCUUCUCUUGGAAUAUCAUCCUGGCAGCGUAUGCCCAGAAUGGGCAUGAGGCGGAGGCACUGUCUCUUUUCCAGAGGAUGGAUUCUCACGUCCCUCCGGACAAGUUUACGUACAGCACCGUGAUCAGUGCUUGCUCCACGCUUGGUGCUCUCGAGCAAGGCAUCGCAAUUCACAAGAUGGUGGAAAAAGUUGGCCUGGAAGCAGAGACUGUUGUUGGGACGUCGCUCGUCAAUAUGUAUGGGAGGUGCCACAGCUUGGGAAACGCGAGGUUGGUAUUUGAGAGGAUUCCUUGUAAGGAUGCUAUCACCUGGAAUGCUAUCGUUACGGCCUACGCUCAAGAUGGGUCUGGGAAGGAGGCUCUCGAGAUUUUCCAGAGAAUGCAGCAGGAAGGCGUCAAGACUGGCUCGGCUACGUUUAUAAGUGUUCUGGAAGCGUGCGCGAGCACCUCGGCACUGGCACUGGGAAGAGUGAUCCACCAAAACUUGGUGGCGAAUGGACUGGACAGGGAGCUUAUCGUGGCAACAGCACUCGUCAACAUGUAUGCAAAGUGCGGGAAGCUGGUGGAGGCAAGAGAGGUGUUCGAUCAGAUGGAAGGAAUGGACGUGGUAGCAUGGACGGCUAUAGUGGCAGGAUCAGCUCAGCACGGACAUAUCGAGGAGUCCAAGGACUUGAUGAGAAGAAUGGAGCUGGAAGGAAUCAAGCCCAACAACGUGACGUUCCUGAGCUUGGUUUACGCAUGCAGCCACUCAGGAUAUCUGGACGAGGCUCGGGACUGCUUCAUAGCAAUGGCAGAUCAUGGAUUCUUCCCGCUGCCAGAGCACUUCAGGUGUGUCAUUGAUCUUCUAGGACGGGGAGGCAGGCUUGAGGAGGCGCAGGAAGUGAUCGACGCUAUGCCGUUCGAGCCAGGCUUAACAGCAUGGCUAACAAUGCUUAGUGCCUGUAGACUGCAGAAAGAUGUUCUACGGGCCGAGAUUGCUGCGGAGAAGUGCUACGAGAUUGAGCCGACACGUCCUUCCGCUUAUCUUCUCAUGUCAAACCUCUACGCUGCUCUCGAAAGGUGGGACGAUGUUGAGAAGGUGAGGCGACUCAUGGAAAGGCGAGGUGUGAAGAAGGAACCGGGCCUGAGCUGCAUAGAAGUGAAAAACAGGCUACACGAGUUUGGUGCUGCCGAUAAAUCUCAUCCACAGAAGGACUUGAUCUACGAAGAGCUGAGGAAGUUGACGCUGGAGAUCAAGGAAGCCGGCUAUGUGCCAGACACAAGCUUGGUGCUACAUAAUGUAGACGAGGAAACGAAGCAAGCAACGCUUUUCCACCACAGUGAAAGGCUGGCAGUUGUUUACGGUCUGAUAAACACACCUCCUGGUACGAGUCUGUGCGUUGUCAACAAUCUCCGGAUGUGUUCCGACUGUCACACAGCUUUCAAGUACAUAUCGACUAUCUCCAAUCGGCAAAUCGUGGUCAGAGACGCAAAUCGGUUUCAUACGUUUGCAACGGGUGGGUGUUCUUGCAAGGACUACUGGUGAUGACAAGUGAGCUCGU
This is a messenger RNA of Selaginella moellendorffii, 2873 nucleotides long. RefSeq names its product pentatricopeptide repeat-containing protein At4g21065. The transcript has 5 exons. Lineage: Eukaryota; Viridiplantae; Streptophyta; Lycopodiopsida; Selaginellales; Selaginellaceae. The coding region runs from base 713 to 2857 and encodes 714 amino acids. The record is from RefSeq and is a predicted model, not a curated record. Gene Ontology annotation, biological process: RNA modification. Gene Ontology annotation, molecular function: zinc ion binding; RNA binding; protein binding.